Molecule: messenger RNA, 1214 nt
Organism: Folsomia candida
Lineage: Eukaryota; Metazoa; Arthropoda; Collembola; Entomobryomorpha; Isotomidae
Product: DBH-like monooxygenase protein 1
Exons: 4
Coding region: 100-603 (167 amino acids)
Molecular function (GO): dopamine beta-monooxygenase activity; copper ion binding
Source: RefSeq, a predicted model, not a curated record
AGUAAGAUAAGUUCUUCGUAAAAUUUUGUUUACUCGUCGUGAUUUUAUCCUUGUUUUUCGUGUAAAAUAGUUUUCUCUAAAGGUUUUUUUCUCUUUUAGAUGAUGACAUUUCCAGAAAAUGUUGGCUACCCGAUCGGUCAAGAGUCCUAUUACAUGCUAGAAAUUCACUUCGAUAACCCCGAAGAAUUAACCGGUAUUCCCGCUCGGAGUGGAGUUGCUGUUUACUACACAAACGAAACAAGGGAGCAUGACGCCGGGUUACUAGCUGUCGGACAUAAGACGGGCGCCGUAAUCUCGAUUCCCCCCAAUGCUGAGGAUUACGUCGUUGUCGGUCAUUGUGGGCCUGCUUGCACGUCAUGGGGCAUUGAGGAGGCUGAAGGAGUCACAAUGUUUAAUAUUCUUCUGCAUUCUCACAUUUCCGGUCGGAAAUUAAAACUUCGUCACUUCCGCGGAAACCAGGAGCUCCCUUGGCUCGAUUACGAUGACCAUUACGAUUUCGAUUUUCAAACAAAUAAACCCGUCAAACCGACAAAACUCAUGCCCGGGGAUCAACUAACUUUUGGCAAGUUUACCCUUAAAAAUUUGGUUUUCGCAAAUUUCUAGAUAUCUAAAUAUAUACUUUUUAAUAUAUAGAAUGCACCUAUAACACGAAAUGGAACGAUGGGAAGGUCGUAAUUGGCGGACUAUCGACCAAAGAAGAAAUGUGUAUCACGUACAUUUGGCAUUACCCGAAACAAGACAUGGAACUAUGCGAGUCCACAUAUCCGGAAUUAUUGCACGCUAUUGAUUUCGGAGUCACUGAUUUUCAUACCGAGCCUACUUUGACCGGAAAUGUAAUUUACAUAGACGAACCGGCCUACAUGAGGGGCCCUUAUCCCGAAACUAUAAACAAUUUUAACAACUGGACGGACCAAUUUAUCGCCCAGUAUCAGCAUCAACAGAUUUUGGCGACAUGAAGGCGAAUGUGAGAAAUGCGUUAAGAACGAACAGCACGAUCAGUAUCCGAUUUAUCCCAGUCAGUACGAGAGAUUUGUUCCGGAGGAUUUUUGUUCUACUCAGACGACUACCCCGGGCGGGAGCGGAAACGGGAUGUUUCCUAGUUUCAAUUUUCUCCAGAUAUUAAUUGUAUGCUCGAUUUCGCUCAUUUUUCUUAAAUAAUCGCACAAUUUGUUUGUUUAAUUGGUAUAAAAUAAGAAUAAAAUUGGUAUUAUAAA